Molecule: messenger RNA, 1482 nt
Organism: Ixodes scapularis (black-legged tick)
Lineage: Eukaryota; Metazoa; Arthropoda; Arachnida; Ixodida; Ixodidae
Exons: 3
Coding region: 1-1482 (493 amino acids)
Molecular function (GO): zinc ion binding; nucleic acid binding
Source: RefSeq, a predicted model, not a curated record
AUGGAUCGUCUUAAACUGAAACGGAAGGCCCUGCGAAGCCAACUGACAAGGCUGAUACCAGACAUCGACGCUGCUCUUCAACGUGAUCCGAUCAUCGAACGGGACAUCAAAAUCCUCAGGCAACGAUUGGGUAGUCUGCAUACCCAAAUGACCGAAACAGAUGUCGCCAUCGAGCCUUUCCUGGGGGACGACGCGGAACAAGAAUACACCCGGGCAUUCGAGUACAACGACCGCGCCGUCACCUACCUGGCUCAGUUGGACUACUCAAUCCGAACGCUACAACAACGAACCCCGACCGAAACAACAAACUCUGGAAACUGUGCAAGAAUUGGAGAACCGACGAGUACCUUAAAGGCACUAACAGCUUGCGACAAGUUCAAUUACUUGAGAACUUCGCUAACGGGAGAAGCCGCUGCAGCCAUUGUCGGACUCCCAUCAACGUCCAUUUGCUACAAGGACGCAGUAGACAUCCUUAUUAGCCGAUUCGGCAACGAGAAACGGCUCAUACAAGAUCAUAUGGAAAAGCUACUUGACCUUAACCCGGUACCUUCUGCACAAGACGUACGUGGACUUCGAGGUCUUUACGAUAAUGUGCAGGCCCAUGUAGGUGGACUCAAGUCUCUCGGGGUAGAAAUCGAAAGUCGAGAACAAACGUAUACUCCUGCGAGAUUGGAGCACCCUCUGACAAAAAAAACGAAUGCACUGGCAGGAGUUAAAAGGUAUCCUGAUAAGCAGAACAAUUUUAAACCAUCAUCGUCUGCACUACUUCAACAAACGGAUCUCAGAACACCGUGCUUCAUUUGCAAAUCUAAAGAACACAAGACGGAAGAGUGCACUUCGACAGUUCCACUGGAACAAAAGAAGACGAUGCUACAGAAACACGGCAGGUGUUUCCGCUGCACCCUUGUGAACCACAUGUCUAAGAACUGCCGAAGACGAAUCACAUGUAGGCACUGUCGAGGCCGACACGCUUCCACGAUGCGCGACCCUAAAUUUAAGAACGGCGGAAAAAAGAAUGUCGCUGGCACAGCUCCGUUACAGCUAAAAUCAACGACUGAGACUUCGGACCAAAGGAUAGUGCUGUUACAAACGGCCGAAGCAAGGGCUUCUGGAACCAAAAACAAAGCGAUGGCUAGAGUAUUGUUUGACGGCGGUAGCCAGAGAUCCUUUAUAAUCGAAGACUUAUAUCGGAGACUGGGCUGCAAAGUUGUGGGAAGCGAACGACUUGCAGUAGGUUAUUUCAAUGGACAUAAACAGGAGAAGAACUUUCGAAGGGUCUUCAUUACUCUGAAAAGCAAACACAAUGUACAUACUUAUCACCUUGAGGCUCUUGAAACCAGCAUAAUUUGCGAUCAACGACUGCCACAACCGGAUAACAACGUCGUGCAGGAGCUACGUCAGCUGAAUUAUGCGAUCGCGGUUAUCGCUAACGACGACAAUUCCAACCCUAUCGACAUUUUAAUCGGCGCUGAACAUUAUUGA